UUUUUAGUAUGCUGGAGAUCGCAGCCAGAGGACGUGAGGUCUGGCUGUUUCACCGGGAGCCAGACAACAUAUGACGCCCCGCUCCAUGUGACUUUACUGGAGACAUCGCGUUUGCUCGUUUUGGUGGAAAUUAUGCAAUUUUUAGACAGCGACACUCUUUGCCUUGUCCUUGUGUCUCCAGGCGCACCAGUGUGGCUCAUUUAGCCGUGAUGACAUCAUGAUGAGUGCUGGGGACACUGGUCUUUAAUCUCAGAAACAAACCUAGACUCCGCCACUGUACUGUCAGACUACAAUUGAUUGACAGGCAACUAGAUGUUUGAUUGGUUCCCAAUAAUCGGCUUGCAGCAGCACGCGGAGCAGACUGUGAGAUUUCAUCUUGUUUACAAAGAAAGCUAAAAUCACUGCUGAGCGGGGAAGGCAAGCCUCAUGAGUCGGCCUCGCGGUUUGCAUCGACAUAAUGGAUUUAUCUAAAAUGGGUAUGAUCCAGCUCCAGAACCCCAACCACCCCACUGCCCUGCUGCAGAAGGCCAACCAGAUGCGCCUGGCCGGGACUCUGUGUGACGUGGUCAUCAUGGUGGACAGCCAGGAGUUCCACGCUCACCGGACGGUGCUAGCCUGCACAAGCAAAAUGUUCGAGAUCCUCUUCCACCGCAGCAGCCAGCAUUACACCCUGGACUUCCUUUCACCAAAGACUUUUCAGCAGAUUUUGGAGUAUGCUUACACUGCCACACUCCAGGCCAAGGUGGAGGACUUAGAUGACCUCCUGUAUGCAGCAGAGAUCCUGGAGAUAGAAUACCUAGAGGAGCAAUGCCUCAAGAUCCUGGAAACCAUCCAGUCCUCGGAUGAGAAUGACGUGGAGGUGAAUGUCAACGACGGCAGCACAGAGGAGGAUGACGAGCGCAAAGGCCACAACGGAGCCAAGAACUCCAAAAAGCAUUCCAUGGAGAGUCCAUAUCUGACAAGUCACCAGCACGCCGCCAUCAUGGCUGGCAUGGUGGAUCAGAGUCCUUCUGUCUCCACCUCCUUUGGCAUCUCCAACCUGAGUCCCACCAAAGCUGCGGUGGACAGCCUGAUGAGCAUCGGGCAGUCUCUGCUCCAGCAGGGCUUCGUGGGGGAACAUCUCGUCCAUGGCAACGCCCACCACCUGAUGGCAGAGGUCAAGACUGAAAUGAUGCAAGUAGACAUGGGCGGCAACGGUCACGACAGCCCCCAGAACAUGGAGUCCAGCGCCUCCAGCAACGGAGAGCGGAGUGGCGAGGACAGGAACCGGGAUGGUCCAGGAACACCAACCAGGAGCAGCGUAAUCACCAGCGCCCGAGAGCUUCAUUACGUCCGCGAUGAAGGCAUGGGUGACCCUCAAGCCGAAGUCAACCAGAUGGGGCUGGAAGCAAUGGCCGGGAUGACGGAGAAACAUCUGGCCUCGCUCUACGCCCUACCUGUCAAUCACAAGUCAGAUGCCAUCAUGUCAAUGCCGGCAUCCAUGGCGUCCGCUCUCCCCAUGUCCCCAGCCCUGGCUAUGUCUAUGGACUUCAGUGCCUACGGGGGUCUCCUGCCGCAGAGCUUCAUCCAGAGAGAGUUCUUCAGCAAGCUCGGGGAGCUGGCAGUGGGCAUGAAACCAGACGGCAGGCACCAGCACGAACGAUGCAAUGUUUGCGGGGCUGAACUACCAGAUAACGAAUCUGUGGAACAACACAGGAAGAUGCACAGUGGAAUGAAGACCUACGGCUGUGAGCUGUGUGGGAAGAGCUUCCUGGACAGCCUCCGUCUACGGAUGCAUUUGCUGUCUCACUCAGCUGGUGAGAAAGCCAUAGUUUGUGACCAGUGCGGUGCCCAGUUCCAGACAGAGGAAUCCCUGGAGGCCCACAGGCAGAUCCACACUGGCUCCGACAUGGCCAUCUUCUGCCUGCUCUGCGGGAAGCGUUUCCAGACCCAGACGGCGUUGCAGCAGCACAUGGAGGUCCACGCCGGCGUUCGCAGUUACAUUUGCAGCGAAUGCAACCGGACUUUCCCCAGCCAUACUGCACUCAAGCGUCACCUACGCUCCCACACAGCAGGGGACCAUCCAUAUGAGUGCGAGUUCUGCGGGAGCUGCUUCCGAGAUGAGAGCACGCUGAAGGGCCACAAACGCAUCCACACUGGGGAGAAGCCCUAUGAAUGUAACGGCUGUGGGAAGAAGUUCAGCCUCAAGCACCAGCUGGAAACCCACUACCGUGUGCACACAGGUGAGAAGCCAUUCGAGUGCAAGCUGUGCCACCAGCGAUCCAGGGACUACUCGGCCAUGAUCAAGCACCUGCGCACCCACAACGGCGCCUCGCCCUACCAAUGCACCAUCUGCCUGGAGUACUGCCCCAGCCUGUCAGCCAUGCAGAAGCACAUGAAAGGCCACAAGCCCGAAGACGUCCCUCCAGACUGGCGCAUAGAGAAGACCUACCUGUACCUCUGCUACGUCUGAGGCCGGAGAGCGGAUGAAAAGAGAAAGGUUACGGGUGAGGGAGGGGAAGGGUUUGAGAAGUAAAGGAGAAAGAAAUUUAGCAAAGAGGGGAGAGGUGAAGAGUGUUGACGAUCGAGGAAUGUCAACGGCGAGAGACUCGAAAGCAAGAGGGUUUGUUUUCUCUUUUUUCUGUUCAUGCAAAGGCGGCGACGACCGACUGACGGAGUGAAAAGGUGGUGAUGAUGGGACAAAAGUGCUAAGAAGAGGAAGACUUGGACAUGGAGAGAGCCUCUCCACCAUUGUUCGGAUUCAUCGGGUUAUUCACUACAUCUGCAACUGUGUUAAGUGUUUCAGGUCAUUUUCAUGCAGCGUCAGAAAGCAAGAAAGCUGCCAGAAAGUGACUUUGUGGAUGCUGCUGCCAGGAAGGAGAAUGCAGAUUCUCAAGGGCUAUCUUGAAAAUAUUCUCCCCAUCAAAAACUGAACCUUUUACUUCUUCUCCAAACAGGAGGUUUGGGGUCUUUAUAGUUCUACUUUAGUAUUGGUUUGUUUACACAAAGCCCGUUCUGUUAUAGUUUUUCAGAUCACAUGAAGAAAAUGUGAAAUUGAGCCUCAGUUCAGGCCCCUGAGUCCUCGUGAUUUAACUUUACAAUGUAAAAAAAACAAACUUCUGACUUUCAGAAGCCAAACGUUCUCCAAAUGGCCACAUCUAUUUUUAUUUUGGUUGUGAUGAACCACAACCAAGAAAUCUCAAAGAAGGAUGGAGAUUAAUUUUCAGAAUCUCACUAAGAAGCUGAUCUUUAGAAAUUCAGUGUAAGUUCCCCUUUAUUUCUGUAUCUGUUUUACAGCCUCUCGUCAUUUCUACCCAUACAUAAGUCACAUAUCCUCCCAGUUUUCACACAGAUCUGCCGGUCUUUACAUGAGAUCCUCCAGAUCUCAGCCCCGGCAGUGAGAUAGCCCCUGAGAAUCAGCAGCCGAGUCAGUGUGCAGUAGAUUACACAGUUGAACUGGAUGAAUGGGAGCACUAUGAUACUGCAAACCAAGCGUCUGUUUGGUUGUAAGGGGGGGAUGAUAUCAGUGCUGCUUUUUUUGUUUGUUGGAAGUCUCCCCAGUUUCUCAGUAGUCUUCCUGGUUCUGCAUCUCUGUCAGAUGAGGGCUGGCGAAAGUCAAGUCACCACUGGCCGCUCACGGUUCUCUGCGGAGAACCAACGGCUAACAAGCGUCACUUUUUUCAUCCUAUAUAUUUUAAGCUCUGCAUCGUAGUUUAUCGUAGCUUGAUUGCACAGGUAAAACGUGUCACGACAACAGUCUCUGUUUGAUGUCUUCAAGUUAUAUCUCUUUUCAUUACAUCAUUACUCACUAUUACAGUACGCCACAUUAAACCCAGCCUACUCAGCAAUAGAUUACUGGACUGCUUAUAUCCAUGUACAUUAACCUGAUGACUAUCGUUAUCUCACACUAAUAAUGAACUACACAAACUGACACACAGACAGUAACACUCUGACUACAACAGACCUGUCCAUUCACCACAGUGAUGGAAGACUAAAUGGGGAAAUGGUAAAUCGCUGCUUUCCGUGGGGAGUCCUGUGACUUCGACUGCUCAUAGUGAAUGUUGAAGACGUGUUGGGAAUGCCUUAGCUGCACGCUUUCUGUCGAAGGGAGUGCGGCUGGUUGAAGACUGUUAAAUGGCAUAAAAAAUAUGAAUGUGAAAGACUGUGAGCCGGGUUCAUACUGGGCUGUGUAAGAUCAGACAGGGUGCUGAUGCUGCCUUUCACCUGAAGUCAACACCUGCAUUUCACAAAACCAAGGAGGAUGUAACUUUAAGAACGCUUUUAAUCCACCAGCUUCACAUGGUGGUUGUUUUCCACUCACAUCAAGCUCAGGAUGAGAAGAUUUAAGACUCUUAAAAUGUUGCUUUGUUCAAGGUUAUAAAUCAGUAAAAACAAAGUGUUACAUUUUUUUAUUUCACUGCUUUAUUGCUCUGGACAAAAGUAAAAAGACAUGUGAAACAUCAAGCUGCAGUUAGAGAGUGGCUAGAGUUAGCUUACCUUUGGAUGGAGUUUCUCAAAAAAGGUUGCAAAAAGUUGUUUGUUAAUUUUAAUUCUCAUCUUUAAAAAAUGUAGUCAAGCCUGGGAAUAAGACCCUGGACUUCUCCUAAAGUUUCAUGUUUAAAAAUCACAGUGUAAUGUUAGCUUGGAGGUUUUUGGAUGCUAACAUUAGCUGUGGUUUAACAGUAGCUAAACAUGUUGUGUUCCUUAAAACAUGACUGGAUGUCUCCUUGAAUUUGUGUUAUCCAUUUUCAUUUGCUGAUCAAUCUGUGAUUUGUCAAAAUUCCUACUUUUCUCAGACCUGAUACCCGAAAGACAGUCGGAGGGUGUUAGGACAGAGUGUUAGCUUCUCAUCUUGGACGUAAUGUCUGAGGAAAGCGGCUGCCAUGUGAACAUGGUGACUCAGUUUGGAAGAUUCUCUCCAUCCAGCAUUAAGUGCUGUUGUCAAAAGCUAGCAGAUAUUAAUAUUUACAGAACCAUUGUCAUGUUGACAAAACCCUGAACAACACAAAACUCUGAAUGUCAGACUUUCUGAACUCUCUGAAAAGCAGCAUUAGCUCUGUUUCGCUUACACAGCCGCAGCUCUUCUGGGUGAACCUUGGGCUUUAUUUAGCAUCACUGCAUCGUCACAGCGUUACCGGGAUGAUCACAUAUCCAAAUGGCCGGUGGAAAAAGGGGGAAAUCACUGUUAGGACGAGCCAGCAGCUCAGGGGGCGACCAGUAAGACGACAGAAUAAAUCAGCUCUUUCUCUGUGGUUUUGUCCCUGCGCUUCGUCUCUCGUCUCCUGUUGUUCUUUGUCGUCGUUGUUGUUGUUGUAAUCGUUGUUGUUGUUGUUGUUGUUAUUAUUGACCUUGAGUUUGAUCUCAACACAUCGUACUUGAAUUACCUCGUUUUGUGACCUCAUGUUGCUUGUGUAUUUUUUUAAUUUUCCCUUUUCUUUCAUUUGUACACUUUUAUUUUGUUGAUAAGUGUAUGUUGGAAAAGAUGCAUUGCACAACAUGAUGAAGCAAUGUGUGUGCAGAGAAAAAUAUAAGUGCCACGGUGAAGAGAUUCUUUUUUUGUUCGUUUUUCUAAUGCUGUGUAUUUCUUUGUGCAUUAUUUGUUACCAAACUUGGUAUUAUUAACCCCGCUUGUUAAUGAGCCGGAAGGUUUGGUCAUGUAUAAAAGCUACCUCUAAGUUGUUUUUCAUUUUUGGCAAAAGCACAUUUUUGUGUGUGUUUGUGUUUUGCAUUAUUUCAUCAUUGCUACUUCAUCUCAUGCUUUUUUUUUUUUUUUUUUUCAAAAGUUGAUUUAUGAUUGUGUUUUUAAGCAAAGUGUAUAUAAAAGGGUAAGAGAUAACAAACAUAGAGGUUGAUAGAAUUGGAAAAGUCAUUCAAAUGGAUGUUUAUUCUUCUCUUAUAGUCUCCCCCUGCACCUCCAACAACAGACGAGCAGAGAAAAAAAAAGCAAUUUUGAAGCCUUAAGUGAUGAGGAAGAGGGAUGCGGCAGAUAAGAGGAAGUACUAUUGCUUUUUAAGAGGGUUUAAAAACAAGAUUAAACUUGAAAAUAUGUGAAUAGAAGUGUAGUUUUGUAAUGUGAAAAAAGAAAGGUUCAUCAAAAAGCGCUGAGCUGCCCAGUGACAGGUCAUAUUUGCAGUGAUGCAGAGUGCGUUGGACAAUUGGAACUGCAAGUGGUAAUCAAAAAAGAAAAAAAGAAAACCAGAAGGUUGAAAAUAGAGAUUCUCUCGGUUGACCAGCUCUCUCGAGACACGAGCAUAUUCCUGAACAAGAGCCAACAGAGGCAAUUUGAUAUAUAAAAAUUGUGAUAUUUUUGUAUUCAGUGUCAGUCCUUUUUCCAUUUGUGGAGGGUUACAGCAGGGCACAAAUAUUUGUAUUUCUUUUAUUUUUUACCUGUUUUAUUUUCUCUCUCUGGGUGUGAAUCAUUUUUGCCUUGCUCCUCUUUGAUAUUGUUGGACAAAAAACGUGUGUGAACAUAUUGUAAUAAUAAGUGUUGCUUUCUGGAUGUCAAUUGCAUUGUAGGUGAAGGACUAAAUCUAUCCGCCACAAGUUUUACGAGUGUGUGUGUGUGUAUGUGACAAAGUUAAAAAAUAACAGAAAAAAAAAGGUGAUAAAAUACGGGACGGCAGGGGGGCGCUGCCAAACCGACCAAUUAGUACUUGUCAUUCACAGUUUUUCAAUCAAACUUGACUGUCAACAUGUUUUUUGUUUUUGUAUUUGAAAAAAAAAAAGAAGAAGGGAUGGCAUGUCCCGCGGUGUCUUGCCAUUUUAUUCUCAAACACUGUGAGCUGAGGGGCUUUUGCACCCUCGCAUAAUAUCCACCCACUAUAAUAUACCCAGACACACGGCUCAGUCUGAACCACCACAAUGCAAACUGAUCAGUCACAAUGUUCCUAUCAUCGUCCUCUGAAUGUUUUCUACUUUCUCGUGCGGGUGAAAGAGUGAGUCAAAGAGUGUGUUACUACGUGUGUGCAAAUGUGUGUGUGCGCGCGUGUGUGUGUGUGUAUUAGUGGAAAAAUGCACUAAUCAGAUCAGAUACAAAAUAAAAUGAUAUUCUAUGCCACUUUUUUUCUCUAUGUUGGAAAAAAAUAUAUAUAUACAUUGGCAUCGUUAUAGUUCUUCCCUCAGUGUUCCUCCGAUGUUUCUGUACUAUCUUUGUGCCUAAAAUGGAAUUUGUUCAACAAAAAUAUCCAUCUAUAUCUGCUUAGUUUCUGUAUUUUCAGAAGAAAAUAAAAAUGGUGUCUUCAGCACCCUAGGGAUGUCAUGACGCUCGAAAAUGACCUGAUUUUUCUUUUAUUUUUAAUCCUGGAUGGAGCAGGGCUUUUUCUUCUUCAAGGACUGCAAUAAACCCUCACUGCUACUGACAUAGCAGAGGGAUUCUGCAUCUUUCUUUGGCCGUCCUCUGUGAUUGGCACCCAAAAGCAUUUAUUUAGCGAGACAAAACAAGGCGUAGAAAAAAACUGGAUUCCAGACCGGCUGCAGAGACAAAACCUGCUCCUUACAUAGAAAAGUCUGCCCCAACGGUCAACGUAGAUUCUAUUUUUCUCCUGUUUGUCAGCAACAGGUUUGCUGAUGUGAACUUUAUAUUGCUCUUCAAAAAAAAUAGGAUAAAGAAAACCUCCAUUAGGGUGGCUUGGCACUAGGGAGUUCCCCUUUUGCUUUGUUUCUGUUUUUCAUAAAGUCCUCUUCCCCCUUUUUUUUUUUUCUACUUUUGCAUUCAGAAGGGGAUGUAAAAUUCGUCAGAGAGGAUUCAUGGCAUCCCUGGAGCUGGCACUCUGUGUUUUGGUGUGGUGUUUCUAGAACAAAAGUAGCCAUUUCAUGCAGUGUUGCAAUGCAUGUGCCAUCGAGGUCUAGACUAAAAACUGUUUGAGUAACAAAGCACCAAGACAUUGUAUUUUUUUAUAUUAGCACUGAGGACCAAUUGCCCUGUCGGACCAAGCAUAACAAAGCUUUUUAUGUAACAAAGCUUUUCUCUCUGUCUUUCCCUGGCUUGUCUGUGCUACUUCUCUCCUCCAUUGUUGUGACAGCACAAGUGCCAGUCGAGUUGCUCUGUAUUAAGAAAAUAGUGUUUUUAUUAUGAUUUGAAUUGUUAUAGUUUUUGUCUACCUCAGCACCUAAUCUUAGCCUAAUCUUAGAAGGUGCCCAAUUAUUAUUUUUUAUUUUCUUUAUUUUCGUUCUCUUAUUGUUGUCGGUUGUGUAAGUUUUUGAAAAUUUGCAUUAGAGCUUUGCAAAGGUCCUUUGUCUUUUCCAGCGACAACGUGCUAUUUUUGUUUUUCUCCGUGGCAGUACGUUUCCUGUUGAGCUGUGCCACCAAUCUAUAGCCACCGUCUGUUGAUAUAGAGGUUGUUCUUUUUUGUUUCUUUCCAUGUAGAAUCAGACACCUCUCUUUGUAACAUUUCAGUGUUCUCUGAUGGAGUGUGAAAAAAAAUAAAAAGGAAAAAUAAAAGAUUUAAUGCUGCA
Molecule: messenger RNA, 8433 nt
Organism: Notolabrus celidotus (New Zealand spotty)
Lineage: Eukaryota; Metazoa; Chordata; Actinopteri; Labriformes; Labridae
Gene: zbtb16a
Product: zinc finger and BTB domain containing 16a
Exons: 7
Coding region: 458-2452 (664 amino acids)
Biological process (GO): regulation of transcription by RNA polymerase II
Molecular function (GO): RNA polymerase II cis-regulatory region sequence-specific DNA binding; protein binding; DNA-binding transcription factor activity, RNA polymerase II-specific
Source: RefSeq, a predicted model, not a curated record